This is a messenger RNA of Auxenochlorella protothecoides, 624 nucleotides long. RefSeq names its product putative endoplasmic reticulum membrane protein. The coding region runs from base 1 to 624 and encodes 207 amino acids. The record is from RefSeq and is a predicted model, not a curated record. Gene Ontology annotation, cellular component: endoplasmic reticulum. NCBI's taxonomy places the organism in Eukaryota, Viridiplantae, Chlorophyta, Trebouxiophyceae, Chlorellales, Chlorellaceae. Gene Ontology annotation, biological process: sphingoid catabolic process. The transcript has 3 exons.
AUGGGCAUCGACUGCAACCUGCGUGACCAGCUUACCUUCUAUGGCAGCUUUCACGCGAACAAGUGGAACCAGCUCAUUCACUUUGUGUUUGUGCCCGUCAUCUUUUGGUCGUUCUUAGUGUGGCUGGCCUACACCCCGGAACUGAUUGCUUACGACGUUUACAAGCACCUGCCUUCCGGGACCCCCGCCUGGGCGCUGACUGUCGCGAGGUACCUCUCAUUCAACGGGGCCUUCGUCAUCACCGCCCUGUAUGGAACCUACUACACCGUCCUGGAUGCCUUUGCCGGCCUGAGCUGGAGCCUGUGCGUCGGCCUCCCCGCCUGGGCAGGGGCGGUGGCGUUCCGCACCCGUGUGCCAAAUGCGUGGGCCUGGGCCAUCCUCAUCCACGUGCUCAGCUGGGUCAUGCAGAUCCUGCCCGGCCACAUCUGGGCCGAGAAGCGGCGCCCCGCUUUGCUCACAUCCUUCUUCCAGAGCGUAGUGCUGGCGCCCCUCUUCGUCUGGUACGAGCUUCUGUUCCUCCUGGGCUACCGACCACAGCUCUAUGCCGACAUCAACGCCCGCAUCCAGAGGAACGUGGCGGAGUACAGGGCCGCACAGCGGCCGCUGCUAGCAUCCGGGCAGUAG